UUCAAAAUCGUGGUGAUCCAUUCUCUUCUUAGGGCUUCAAAAAAUUAAUACUAAUAAAUUUAGAAUAUUAUAUAAGUAGUAAUUGUAAACGUUGCGAAUAUUUGGCGAUUUUAUUAGAAAACCGAGGCGAUCCUUCCUUUUUGUUUCCUCCACGGCAAGGACGUUUGACAGCGCAGAUGAACUCUUUAGGACGCGUUUCAAAACCUGUUUGAAAACCGCCUCUUUCGAUUUCAUUUACUUAAGGAUUAAGUUGUCUUUGUUUUCAAUUACGGGGCUGUUCUUUCUUGGAUCGAUAAAUCGUUGCAAGAAAGGUUUGAUUUGAUUGAGAAACAAACAAUGUCGUAUGCUUAUCUCUUCAAGUAUAUUAUCAUCGGAGACACAGGAGUUGGAAAAUCAUGUCUGCUUCUGCAGUUUACUGACAAGCGCUUCCAACCUGUUCAUGACUUAACCAUUGGUGUCGAAUUCGGGGCCAGAAUGAUUACUAUUGACAACAAACCAAUCAAGCUUCAAAUAUGGGAUACUGCUGGACAGGAAUCUUUCAGAUCUAUUACCAGAUCAUAUUACAGGGGAGCAGCUGGAGCACUUCUUGUGUAUGACAUUACCAGGCGAGAAACGUUCAACCAUCUUGCGAGUUGGCUUGAGGAUGCCCGGCAGCAUGCCAAUGCUAACAUGACCAUCAUGCUCAUUGGCAAUAAGUGUGACCUUGCUCAUAGGAGAGCAGUUAGCACUGAGGAAGGAGAGCAGUUUGCCAAAGAACAUGGUCUUAUUUUCAUGGAAGCUUCGGCAAAAACUGCUCAGAAUGUCGAGGAGGCUUUUAUAAGCACUGCAGCAACAAUCUACAAAAAGAUUCAGGAUGGAGUGUUCGAUGUAUCGAACGAGUCUUAUGGGAUCAAAGUUGGAUAUGGAGGCAUUCCUGGGCCGUCAGGAGGAAGGGAUGGCUCUGUCACUCAAGGCGGUGGCUGCUGCAGUUGAUGCUCUCGUCUGUUAAUCGAACACUUCUACAUCCUUUCUUCAUCAAGCCUGAGUUGAACCUGUUAUUCCUUGGCAUUUGAAGCAUGGUGGAUCGAACUGUAUAGUUUCUAGAUAUAUGGAUAAUACCCAUGACAAUAAUUCCUUUUAUUGGUUUCCAUUCAUCAUAAGUAAUUGUUUCUUGCAUCAGUUUUACACAUUGUUUUAAAGAUUUGGAUUUCAUGUAUGUUUUUGUGAAGAUUCGCCUUGGCAUUGGAUUUUGGGAAUCUUUCCUAGACUUCUUCUUUCUUUUUAUAUGUUUAUAUUAGGAUUUUUUUUU
Messenger RNA from Amborella trichopoda, 1288 nucleotides. RefSeq names its product ras-related protein RABB1c. Lineage: Eukaryota; Viridiplantae; Streptophyta; Magnoliopsida; Amborellales; Amborellaceae. Gene Ontology annotation, molecular function: GTP binding; GTPase activity. The record is from RefSeq and is a predicted model, not a curated record.